GGCCUGUACAUGUCUCUGCGUAGAAGAGGCGCGCAGAAAAGCAGAGACGAGGCGUUCCUGGGAAGCCGAAGCAUACGGGCUCUUCCUCUAGCCUUGUCCAUGCUGGCAUCAAGCAUCACGGCUGCGGGCAUCAUUGCUUUCGUGGCUCAUUACUACCACCACGGCUUCCAUACCCUUUGGGCCAUACCUGUCUUUAUACCAGUGGGACUCAUCGUGACGUACUUAUUCCUGCCUGUGCUGUACGAGUUGAAGGUCACUUCCAUAUUCGAGUAUCUCCGCAUGCGCUAUGGGAACAGCGUUGGGCUCGCAUCAUCUUUGAUUUACUUCGUGCUAAGCCAAACUUUGGGGGCUGUCACCAUCUACGCUGCUGCUGUCGCCAUGACCACAAUGCUCCAAAUACCACUGACCAUCUCUUGUAUUGUGCUUGGCGUCGCUGGAACCACUUAUACUGCUCUCGGUGGCCUCCGGAGCGUCGUAUGGGCUGACUGCGUGCAAGCUGUGAUUAUGACCGGGUCGCCACUAGUUAUCAUCGGGAAGAUUCUGUAUGACUCUUCCAAUGGCGUCGAGUCACCGCGGCCCCUGAAUGAUCUGGACAUCUCGGCUUAUUUCCUUCGAGUUGAUAUGGACCUCACCACGGACGAAACCGUCUGGGCUGCCUCAUUAGCAGCCUUUCCAUUCCAGCUCACACGAAUUGGCAUGGACCAGAUAAUCGCGCAACGAUUCUUGGCCGCGAGAUCCUUGUCAGAUGCGAAAGUAGUUACGUUUUUGGGUGUCUUUUUGGUGUCCCUCUUUUACGCCAUCAUUGGCUUGACAGCUCUGGCUGUUAUAUACUGGUUCCGUGACUGCGACCCCGUCCUUUCCGGUGCAAUAUCUCGCUAUGAUCAGAUAGUCCCCUACUAUAUUAACAAAAGUAUUGGUUCUGUUGUUGGUGUGCGAGGUUUAUUCUUGGCUGGAGUCGUAAGCGCUUCUAUAAGCACAGUGUCCUCCGUCGUAAACUCCCAUGCGGCUGUAUUGUACAUUGACGUUGUGUCACCGAACUUCCGGAUACCGGAAAAUAAAUCUGCUCUAGUAAUAAUUACCCUAGCGGCCGGAAGUGGCACCAUCAUGACGUUGAGUGGCCUCUUGCUUCCUUACGUCAGUUCUGCUGCGAAGUUUUUUAUUUCACUGUAUGCUGCCGCAUCGGGACCAUUUUCGGGGAUCAUCAUUCUUGCAUUUCUUUUACCAUGGGCUAACGCUAAGGGCACGGCUGUCGCCGCGGUGGGUGUCUUCAUCGUCCAAAUAUGGCAGACCACUGGGCGCUUCGUCUCCAAAAUAGCACCAGUCUCGAUGCAGUACACCCUGGACAGGUGUGCCAACAAGUCAGUAGUCAAUACCACGGCACCAUCGCUGCUUGACGACAAUACCGGCACAGCCGAACAGUAGCCGGAAGGAGACUCUUCGCCUUACGAGUCCACUCAUGGUAAAGCUUUGGCGUAGAGUGGGGUUGAUGCCGUCUUUAAUGCAGGAUCAUGUUUGCGUCACAGUCAACGGGCGAGAGGGCAAUGGCACAACUACGGAAUUAAGACCUUUGCGGACCGAAGAAAGCUUUGCAUGAACAGGUUGAACUUCUUCCGCGGCUGUAAGACAGACACGUAUGAUGUGUUUGUCCAUGUAUUGUCACAAGCUUUUGCGUAGUAAGUAGGAAGUUUUUGAAUGACGUAAUUCGCGCGAGUGA
Messenger RNA from Rhipicephalus sanguineus (brown dog tick), 1714 nucleotides. Its product is annotated as sodium/iodide cotransporter. NCBI's taxonomy places the organism in Eukaryota, Metazoa, Arthropoda, Arachnida, Ixodida, Ixodidae. Gene Ontology annotation, biological process: transmembrane transport; sodium ion transport. Gene Ontology annotation, cellular component: membrane. The coding region runs from base 10 to 1422 and encodes 470 amino acids. The record is from RefSeq and is a predicted model, not a curated record. Gene Ontology annotation, molecular function: symporter activity. The transcript has 14 exons.